Messenger RNA from Acaulospora morrowiae, 1044 nucleotides. The record is from the annotation of a GenBank genome assembly. Lineage: Eukaryota; Fungi; Glomeromycota; Glomeromycetes; Diversisporales; Acaulosporaceae.
AUGAGUACUGAGAGUAAAACUUCCGAGGCAGAAAAGUCACUAGACAUAACCAUAACAUCAGAGAAAGUUGACCAAAACUGCAACUCUCUGGAACAAAAGAAUGCACAAAAAAUCAAUCCCCCAACCAAAUUUAGCUUUUCCUUAACGAAGCCACCAGAAGUUCCGAAGUUGGAUGAUAAUGUAACUCCGGUGGUCUCGAAGCAGGGAGCUAAUGUGCCUUUAAUUAAUGAAUUGAACGAAAAUGGCUUGGUUGAACCCAGCAUAACUACCACCGAGACCGGCGAAAAUAAAAAGAAACGAAAAAGGAGUCGGUGGGAUCAAGCCGGUUCAACAGCUAAAGAGGCUCCGGGAUCAACUACUAAUGCUGAUACGAAAGUCGUUGCCGGAGAAUUACUAACUCAUUUGAAGAGCAGUUCAAGUGUCACAGUGUCGAACUCUGCUCGAACUGUUGUGCCGUCUCAACAAAUAUAUACUUCGGAUGAACGACAAUUCGUAAAAUAUUCAGACACGUACAAACCUGGUAUGGUACGUGUGGGCUCCAAAUGGGUUUAUCCUGAAGAUGAGAUUACGGAGGGAGGCACUUGGGAGCAUAAAAAGCGAGCCGAAGAAAUGAAGAAGACGGCGGAGCAGGCUGCCUUAUUAACUGCUUCGGCUGAGGCGAAGCGUGCUCACCAUAUCGCCGACUUUUUGCCCAAAGAAGAGUUGGAAAAAUUUGAGCAAAAGGUCAAGGCUGUCAAAACCGGAGGUACGCCUCCCGAGUAUGAGGACUAUGCAAGUAACAAAUUAGAUCAGUCAAAUAUUGGAUUCAAGAUGUUGAUGAAGCAAGGCUGGCAGGCGGGUACCGGAUUGGGAAAAUCGGGUGAAGGUAUUGCCGCUCCCAUCAACAAAGCUGAUUCGCGUCCUGCAAACGCGGGUCUAGGUCAAUCAAAACCUGAGGGUGUUGAGGAAGAAGACGAUGAAUUUGAGAUUUAUCGUAAACGUAUGAUGCUUGCUUAUAGAUUCAGACCAAAUCCUCUGAACAAUCCCCGUCGACCAUAUUAUUGA